Messenger RNA from Ictalurus punctatus (channel catfish), 1910 nucleotides. RefSeq lists its product as uncharacterized. The record is from RefSeq and is a predicted model, not a curated record. Gene Ontology annotation, biological process: response to bacterium. The coding region runs from base 50 to 1072 and encodes 340 amino acids. The transcript is spliced from 6 exons. Lineage: Eukaryota; Metazoa; Chordata; Actinopteri; Siluriformes; Ictaluridae.
AAGUGACAUGUGCUCAGUUUGACCAUCUGACAGUGAGGCAAGAGGAGACAUGUUAUACACAGACCUCAGACUGAAGAUGAUGACGCUGAUAUGGAUUACAGCGAUGCUUUUUAAUAAAAUUGAUUCUGCACAGACAAACGAUGUCAGUCAGCCGGACCCAAUGAUCAUUGCUGGUGUGGGUGAUAACGUGACUCUGCACUGCUUUAUACUGAGAGAAGAUAACUCUGGAUCCAUCGUCUGGUACAAGCAAAAAGUCGGACACGAGCCUUGUGUAAUGGUCACAGUUCUACAGCAAACCAGUUUCGAAGAUGAGUUCAAGUCACCGAGAUUCAGCAUCAAGAAAGAAGAAAGGAAUUACCAUUUAAAAAUUGUUAACGUGGAACCAUCAGAUGAAGCUGUGUAUUACUGUGGAUAUAGAAAAUUUUUAACAAGGUUUGGAAAUGGAACAUUUUUAUCAGUGAAAGGUGAUGGAGAUGUAAAAGUGUCAGUGUUCCAGAGCGGCGUGUCGGACUCGGUUCCUGCAGGAGCGUCAGUGACUCUGCAGUGCUCGGUUCUCUCUGAGAGAAGAUCAGCAGAACUCCAAGUGCUCUGGUUCAGAGCUGCUCCACCACAAUCCCAUCCUCAAAUCAUUUACACUCAUCACAACAGCAGCCAUCAGUGUGAGAGCGGCUCUUCUACACACACCUGUGUGUACAACUUCUCCAAGAACAUCCUCAGUCUCAAUGAUACUGGAACUUACUACUGCGCUGUGGAUGUGUGUGGGAAGAUCAUUUUCGGGAACGGGACACGAGUACAGUUGGAAGAAUCUGUGGAUCCUGUAGUGAUCUUUCUCGCUGUAUCUUUGGGAGUGUGUGUGGUUGUGAUCUUUACUCAUGCUGUAACGUGUAAAGGGGGAAACUGUGAAUGUUGCACUGGGAAAACUCAAGAUUCUAUGGUAAAGAAAACACCAAAUCAGAGCCGUGAUGCAGUGGAGCUGAAUUUUGCUGCCUUACACGUCAAUAAAAGGAGAAGAAAAGGGGAACGAGCUCGUGAUAAUGUGUAUAGUGAAGUGAUUUACUCUUCUGUUUCUUAGAUAAUAGAUGUCACUGAUUUUCUCAUGUUAAAGAUGCUCAUGUUCAUAAUGUUCAGCCUGAUAGGAAAUCGUUUACUGGUGAUUAAUUAAUUAAUUAAUUGAGGUUGAGGUGUCCCAAGUGUUACAAGAAUAAAUAAAUAAAUAAAUAUAUAUAUAUAUAUAUAUAUAUAUAUAUAUAUAUAUAUAUAUAUAUAUAUAUAUAUACAUAUAUGUUUUUAUGCUUUUACCAGGUAACAGACAAAAGCCCAAAACAGAUUGUCUUUUAGCUAUAGCGAGUUAAUAUUAGAUAUUUAGUAUAGAGUAAGGGUCUAAUACUUUGCCACUAUUUGUAUUUUAUUUGUUUAGUGGUACUAUAAAUUUCUCUUUUUUAUUGUAUUUGGAUUUAGAUUUUUUAAAAUUAUUAUUAGUUUAAAACAUUAUUUGUUCAGUCUGAAUAAUGCAUUCAUAUCCAUGCCACAUCAGCCAUCAGACUACAAACAUGACCGCCAUGGACUAUAACUCCCAACACACACUCACUGUCAUGCUCAAGCUUACAGUACCUGAUUACUGAUCUAACACACCUGGACUCUCUCUCACACACACACACACACACACACACACACACACACACACACACACACACACAAUAUAAGCACACACAAAACACUCAAUCAACGUGAACUCAGUGUUGACCUGUUCACCUGACAUACCAUGCCCCCCCGCAAGUUCAUCUGGUUACUGAUCCUGUACCCUUGACACUGUUUGUUGAUCUUCUGACAUUCUGCAUGUUUCUGACCAUCAUAUUGUUUACAAUUUACAAUUGUUAAUUGCCUUUUAUAAAAAUAAAGCACUUCCUGAA